AUGAACGGUAAGAAAUAUCCACUUGCAGGUUAUUCACUUACACCAUCACUUGCUGUUAUAGAUCCAAUGUUUACUAUGUUACUUCAAAAGAAAGCUAUUAAGGAUACAGGAAUUGAUGGAUUAGUUCAUACAACGGAAGCAGAAGCGAUUAAAUUAAUCUUUGAAAAUCUUCUUAAAUCAUAUAAUGGAGUAGAAGCAAGAGAAAAUAUGCAUAAUGCAGUUGGAAUUACAGGUAUAGUAGUUGCAUUCAUUGGUAUGGAUCAUUCAAUGUUUCACAAAGUUAGAGCAUCGUUCCAUCUUCCACAUAGUAGUUGUGUAGCAGUAUUAUUACCACAUACCAUUAGAUAUAAUGGACAAAAACCAAGAAAACUUGCAAUGUGA
Molecule: messenger RNA, 381 nt
Organism: Entamoeba dispar SAW760
Lineage: Eukaryota; Evosea; Mastigamoebida; Endamoebidae
Exons: 2
Coding region: 1-381 (126 amino acids)
Cellular component (GO): mitochondrion
Molecular function (GO): metal ion binding; alcohol dehydrogenase (NAD+) activity
Source: RefSeq, a predicted model, not a curated record